Molecule: messenger RNA, 771 nt
Organism: Arachis ipaensis
Lineage: Eukaryota; Viridiplantae; Streptophyta; Magnoliopsida; Fabales; Fabaceae
Source: RefSeq, a predicted model, not a curated record
GAUCUCCAAUUUAAUAUGCGUAACCUGAUUUGUGAAUUGCAGAGAGUACCAGAUAAUUUUCUGAGAAAAUAUGGGGGUGAGCUUUCCUCCUUUGUUAACCUAUCUGUUCCCGAGGGUAGUUCGUGGCAUGUGGGACUGAAAAAGGUAGACAACAAAUUUUGGUUCAUUGAUGGUUGGGCAGAAUUUGUUCAGCGCUAUUCCAUCGGUGUUGGAUACCUUUUAGCUUUCAGAUACGAAGGAAAGUUGAAUUUCAGUGUUCACAUUUUUAAUUUGGCUACUGCUGAGAUAAAUUAUCAAUCACCCACACGAAGCAGCAAUGAAGGAUCUUACUUUGCGAAUCGCCUCAAAAUUUUUGAAGAAAUGGAAGAUGAAGACUUCACUGAAUCCAAACCAGCCUUGCAGAAUCUAUUUAACGGGUCAAAACUUAAUAGUGUAAACUGGGGUGAGGGUGGGAAUGCUCUUCCUGCGAAAAGUGCCAGAGAUAUAGGUUUUCAAUUUAAUGCAAUUGAGUUUAAAAAAUCUACUGAUGAACUGAAAUUGUGUGCUUCUUUCGAGGAAAAGGCCAAAAAAACUGCAAGAAAGAAGCGAAAAUCUAAACCUGGAAGUGCAAAAGGCCAGGAAGCUUCUGAUGAACAAAAAGAGGAGAGAGAAAUGCGCAUUAGAUUGUAUGAAAGUGCUUCUGCAAGGAAAAGAACCGUGACGGCUGAGGAAAGAGAAAAGGUUGUCAACGAAGCAAAAGCAUUUGAACCAAAAUUUUAUCUGAUGCCAUGA